UACAAGGUGUGCGAGAAAUUGAGCGAACCCCACCAUCUAUCCACGAGCGUUCGUACGCUUGUGGCGCUCUAUUCGAUCGACGUCUAUCUGGCAAAGUUGUCUGUCGCUAUCAGUGCUUGUAUGUGAGUGUUGGAGUACGUGCGUGUGCGAGUGUGAAUAUCGAUUGGCCUUAGCAGUCAGGCGGUAGCUUUCUGAGCAAAUUUUGUUUGCCGAUAUUUUCUAGACAAUCAGUUCUAGUCUGAGACUCGUUGAGCGAGUUUCUUUAAUUGUAAAGAAAAAACAUACAGCGGAGAAUAGAUACGUCACACGUCGCAUCCGAUGCUCUGCGACUAUUCCAUCACAUCUGAUACGAUUUGAGUUGAUUUGAUUCGAUCCGAUCCGAUACUUUGGCAAAACAUAAAAUUGCGAAGAAUUGUUACGGAGCUGAAUUCAAUUGGCGACUGUGUGUUUCUUUCGACUGGGUUCGUCGCGUGUUCGGGUGAAUGUGAGUGUUUAGUUCAGUUCAGUUUUCUCUCGAACGGGAGAAGUGGCGGCUGAGAGAGGCCAUAGCUGAUGUCAACCAAAAAAUAUAUAUUCCUACAUACAUACAUAUAUGUAUAUCUAUAUAGAAUAAAUAAAUUAAUAUCACAAAAGAAAAGGUGAAGAAGAAAUAAUUGAAAAGUACGAAAGGAAAACAAAUGCAAAGAGCCAAGGAAUAAGAGAAAUAUUUGGAUUGUAUCCCCGCCUGUCCCCCAUUGAUUAGAGAUUAUCUAAUGGCUAACUGAAAAACGCAAAUAAAAAAACCUGGUGGUGAUUAAUACCACAUAUGGGAUAGCUAUUCUCACGAAUAAAACUAAUAAUAAUAAUAAUAUAAAUAUAUAAUUUGGACGGCACCUAUUGGCUGUUCCAUCAUCUAACCUUCCUGCGCGUUGGUCAAUGAACGUAGGGAAAUUUAGACAAGUGAAAUCAAGAGUGACCGACCAGUGAGUGUUCUGAGUGAGUGUCGAUUUUGAACAAAUAAAACCAUACAAGCGUACGCAAAUAUUUGCCAAUUGCCUUACAACUCCAACACAGUCCCAGCAAAUCGAAUUCCACAAUUUCCCUCUAGCGUUUCCACACAGCAGCGAAGCAAGCAACAAAAGCACGCAGAUAGAUUUACAUCUACACCCCGGCAGUGUGGGUGAAUGUCUACUAUUUGGAAUAUUGUAAUACAACAGCCGAACGUGCUCACUCUGUACUGUCAUUACUCAUUAUUUGGUAUUGUAAAAAAAUACCUGUAAUUUAAAAUGGGCAGCUUAAACGGCGAUGUUGUGGUCAUGCGUAAUGGCCGAUCCACGAGCCAGGUAUCGAUUUACAACUACCCCGAACACUUGAAUCCCUUCUAUGAAGACGAACAACAUAAACGGCUGCGUUUUUGGAAAAUUUCGAAAAAGGAUGGCGAAGGACGUCGGAAUAGUUUCUCAAUUGGUAAUCUUAGAGAUAUGUGGUCUUUCAAAUCGUUUAGUUUGAAAAAGAAAUCUUCAACAUUGGGCAUUAACAAGACCUCUGAAAGCCCUCCUCCAUUGCGGCGUGAAAUUAAUGUUGAUAACGGUUGGAAUUCGUUCGAUCAUCGUUUACGUGGCAGCGCAACGUCAUCGAUAAAUGGAGAUUCUUUCCAGCGGAAUGCCACAUACCGUAGUUCACUGCAAAAUCUACCGUCCACAAACGAUCGUUUCGGUUUCAAUCGCAACGAUGAUUAUCGCAGCACCAUACAAGUGCCCCGAGCAAAUCCACGCUAUAAUCCGCAACAACAAAAACCCUAUGUGAAGCCGAGAAGGUAUGUUUAUGGUGGGUCAGUAACACCACAACCAUUACGAAAUACUAAUCUAGGUGGCGGUAAAUACAUAUCGAACCAAGACAUAGCCUUAAACAGAUGGGGAUCGUCGCAGAGCAGCAUGGUUAGCACAAACCCCUUCGAAUCGGACGUCGAUGAUGACAAUGAAGAUGUCAAUGCGUUGCAAAGUGUUAAUGGCGGUUCUACUUCGACGCUUUCCAAAGCAACGCCACGCAAGAAGCGUCGAGCACCGGCACCACCCACUCCCUCAGAAAAGUCUUCAAUGGCCCCAGCUAUCGUAAUUAAAUCUAGUCAGGAUGAUUUGCCAAAUGAUGAGUUGUGUAUCAGAGAGGAUACGGAUAUUGCCAAUCUCACGGCUGAAAUUGAAAGUUUUGUAAAAAAUAAAAAUAACGACGACAUUGGUCCAGUCGUCAAAAAGGAAACUAAAAUAAGGGAGACGUCAUCAGAUGGCAACGCAUCGAGAGCAGAUACAGAGAAAACCGUUAUAAAAACAACAACUGUAAUAAGCACAACAACGACGAAUCCAAAGCCCGAGCCCGUCGACAAUACCAAAAAUGUCAGUACUUCUAAAGAUGGAACAACAGAAGAUGGAAUUAAACACCCCACCCCAAACAAAGAUAACAAUAUUACGACGACAACAACAUCAACAGCAAAUGACCAGAAAUCCGUGCAACAAAUAAGCAAUACAACAAUAACAAUUUCAACUCAGAAAAAUAAUGAUACCAAGCUGGUGCUACAAGAUGAGACAAAGGCCACAGCACAGGCAACGCCCAUUGCUGAAAUCCAUGCCGACAAAGCGACAUCUGUUGCCGAGACGCAAGCGAUGGCACCAAAAGCCGUUGGGGAGACAGAAACAAAAUCCGUUGAGCAAAACGUCACAACAACGCAUACAGGCAAUACAACCUCUAAGCCAGUUAAUGGUCAUGUAGUCUCAGCAGUCGAAACGGAGAAGAAGGUAAUCAUGAGUAACGGAGCCAUACCAAAGAAACCCAAAAAUUCCGAGGAUCAAAUCACAUCAACCCAGGUCGAAAGUGUCCAACUAAAGAUUGAGGAACCUCAGGAACAAGUCCAUAAACCUUUACCAGCUCAGCGUUCUGCCAAAAACGAAACGGAGGUGGGUCAUGUUGAGUGCAUUCACGUGCAUGUGGAAAGUCCAAGGGCAACACCUCGGGAGCAUCAUCCCAGCAAGGUGACCAGUUUCAAAAACGAGCACGAAGUUAUAACCACAAAAACGCCCUUCGUACUCACCAGUCCACCGAGACAGAGGAAAGCCCCAGAAAAUACCGAACUGACGAAAGAGACUACAAAGCUGGUGCAGAGUCCGAAAGCGACAGUCACGAAUGAUUUGCAAAUACAAGAAGAGCCGCGCAAACCCAGUCCAGAGAUUAGAGAAAAGCCUGCACUUUCACCAAAGCCCAUGGUCGAGCGAGUUGGACAAAGUCACAGUUUUGCCGAGAUACACAAACCCAUGAGAAAUGUUCAUGCCAGACGACCCUCUCGUGACGAAAUUGUGCCACCACCACCCUCAGUACCCUCGCAGCAAAGUUUGCCAAAGGAAACCGUUGUCGACUCGUCAACUUCUCAAGUGGUUGGAGAGCAAAAACAAACUCCCGAAGCGGCUGUACAAGUCGUAGAAGCUCAAACCAAAGAUCGACAAAGUGAACUGCCAACAUUCGCUUCAUCGUCGACCCGAAUCACAAACUCAGCCGAAGACGGCACAGGCAACGAUAGUGCACAAUUUGACGCCCUAUAUCGUCCACGAACACAAAUGGAAUGGAAGCGUUCAACCUUGGCCCCUCUGGAAACCAACAUACCGCCUGAGAAGAGAAAAUCUGUCAAAGACAUAAUCGAAUCCAUUAAUCGCAGUCAGCGUCUUUUGCAUGCGGCGGCCAACAAAGACUUCACCAUUGUUAGUGGUCCCCAGACUGCUUCCACCAAUGUCGACAGCAGCAACGAAAAUCUUCGAAUAAUUGACGAAAGCCAAAGGGAAAUCCGAAGGAUGGUAAAUCAAAUGGAACAUCGGGACAGAAGCAACGGUACGUCGACGUUCAAUGGCUCGAACCCGUCAUCAGUGUCACCACCGCCCAGCUACAGUGAAUGCAUCGCCUCUCAAAAGCUGGACAAUGGUGAAAUAUUCCAAAAAUGUACAGUCAAAAAAGAAGUCUACGACUAUAGAGAAUCCUCGCCGAUUUCAUCGAAUUUGGAUUGGAAUCCGGUGCCAAAGCCGAAACGCACCAAGCCACAAAACGAAUAGAAACCGACUUCGAAGACAUUGUGGAACAAUUUCAGGAUCAUGAUCUGGAUGAGGGGUGGGCAGGGUUGGUAAAAUUCCAAAUUAGGCUAAGGAUGUUAGAUCACUGAAGCACAACCCUAAAUGUGCUUGUAGUUCUCAGAACUAAGUUGGUUAGAAAUUUGUCAGAUACAUGAUGUUGCUUGCAACACCUUCAACAACUCCCAGAUUGGCCAUUGUACUGCGUUUUCGAUCGAUCCCAAGUAUAUAUAUUUGCUAACUUACGCAGCAAUGAUCCUGUUAUACAUAUGCGAGUCUAACGACUAUAAACGUAGUCCCUAACCCUUAGGAUAUAUACAUAAAUAUUUAUUUACCAAAUAUGCAAAUAUGUAUGUGUGCAAAUCUGCAUUUGAAAAUGCGAGGUAUUAUCCUAGACUAAAUAAAGUGUUGACUCUAUUUCACUUUUCCAAAUUUCCAUUUUUUGUUUGUAAAUCAUCAAUUUCCAGUUUGUUAUUGUUACUACUUUUAUCAAUUGAAAUAUAUUAGUAACCUGAGUAUUUUCACUACAAUUCAUAUAAACAACAUAAGCGACAUCUGUCCAAUCGAAUUUGUAUUUCUUUUCUCUAUGUUCUUUGUUUAGUCUAUGAUAUUGUUAAUUUACAAUCUGCAUACUCGUAUGUUAUUGACGAGUAAUACGAGUACAUGCAUAUAUAUUUGCGGAUUAUCGUAGCCAUUAAUUUAUCGGGGUCUAAAUGCAAUAACCUUUAUCCUUAAUUUAUAAUUGUAUUGUAAAUGACUUUGUUAUCGCUGUGGCCGAGAGAAUUAGUUUGGAACCGCAAUCUUCUCUCACCCUGCGAGCGCUUAUAUAUGUAUACAACGAUUCGUAUUUUGUUUUUUUUUUUUUUUAAUUAUUUCAAGUCAAUUUCAAAUCUUGUGUACUUCAUCUGUUGCCUUUGGACUUGCAUGGCGACAACCUGUAUUUCAUAACAACGAAUAUCUAAAUAUGUUUGUAUCCGAAUUCGUAACGUACGAUUGUGUUUUCAUAUACCUAUGUAUGUAUGAUUGUAUGAUAAUCUAUUUUUGUUAAUGAAUAAAACACAAAAAAGAAAAAAAAAACAAAAUAAUGAACAAAUA
This is a messenger RNA of Musca domestica (house fly), 5177 nucleotides long. RefSeq names its product probable serine/threonine-protein kinase kinX. Bases 1266 to 4067 code for a protein of 933 amino acids. NCBI's taxonomy places the organism in Eukaryota, Metazoa, Arthropoda, Insecta, Diptera, Muscidae. The transcript is spliced from 8 exons. The record is from RefSeq and is a predicted model, not a curated record.